ACUAUAGCAGGUUCGGUUGUGUCAUGGAGACAGGAACACCUCGCCAGUUUUCCUUAGCCUUUCCUAUGUUGUUGCUGAUGAUGAGUUUGAGCAUGUGUGAGACCACCAACAUCACCACUGAUCAAAUAGCUCUUCUUGCUCUCAAAGCCCACAUCACAUCUGACCCAAACAAAACCAUAGCCACCAACUGGUCUGCCCUCACCUUUCCCUGCAGAUGGGUGGGGAUCAGUUGCGACUCCCUCCAUCGCAGAGUCACUAAACUCCAUCUCUCCGGCAUGGGUUUAACCGGUGAAGUUCCUCCUGAACUAGGCCGUCUCUCUUUCCUAGUUUCCCUCGACCUGCGACAGAACAACUUCCACGGCAGCCUGCCACCAAACCUGGCCAACAUGCGACGCUUGAGAUUUCUCGACUGCAGCGUCAACAACUUCAGCGGGAAUCUCCCACGUUGGCUUCCUCUCUUGCCAAAACUUAAAUACUUGAAUUUACAAAACAACAGUUUCAGUGGUCCGCUGCCCUCUUUUCUAGGCAACAUUACAACGUUAGAACAAAUCAGUUUAAGUCACAAUUCUCUGCAAGGGGAAAUCCCUCAAGAGAUUGGACAUCUUCCUAGGUUGAUUGAGUUGGACAUUCAAUACAAUCACCUCACCGGCUCAAUACCGUUCUCUAUAUUCAACAUAUCCACGAUACAACAUGUCGCCCUCACGAAGAAUGAACUGUCGGGAAGCCUUCCUCUUGACAUGUGUGAUAGCAUUCCUGCACUCCAAGGACUCUAUCUUUCAUACAACAACUUGGAGGGUGAAAUCCCAGCCAGUUUAUCCAAAUGCUUUGCCCUUCAAAUUUUGUCUUUGUCUUACAACAGAUUUCGAGGCCAAAUUCCUCCUCAAAUUGGAAACUUAACCGACCUCGAGGUGUUAUAUCUUGGUGGCAACCUUCUAACUGGUGAAAUCCCACAAGAAAUAGGAAAUCUCAAUAGUAUGUUGGGGCUGGCAUUAGAAAGCAACCAAAUAAUGGGUUCCAUACCUGCUGGGAUAUUCAAUAAUAUGACUUUCUUGAUUGUUCUUUAUUUGUAUGGUAAUAGCCUCUCUGGAACUCUCCCAGCAAAUAUUUGUCAUAACUUUUCUGGGCUUGAGCUUCUUGACUUGGACACCAACCAGUUAUAUGGAAGAAUUCCAGGAAUGCUUCAUAUGUGCACGAAUCUUCAAGAACUGGAUCUUGGCUCCAACAGUUUUACAGGUACAAUACCAUAUGAAAUCUUCAAUAUCUCAGCGCUAACACGCUUGGACCUUACAUUCAAUUAUGGGCUUACCGGAACUCUUCCACCAAGCAUGGGUUCUAACUUACCUAAUUUGAAAAAAUUAUACCUUGGCGAAAUCAACAUGGAUGGAGUGAUACCAGAAUCUAUUUCAAAUUCUUCCAAACUGAUUCACAUAGAACUCAGUUACAACAAUUUUAGUGGCUCCAUUCCUAGAUCUUUGGGAAAUCUAAGGUAUCUACAGCUUCUGUCCAUGCAAAAUAACACCCUUCAUUAUGAGCCAUCCGUGGAAGAGCCCAGCAUCAUAGAUUUCCUGACAAAGUUUCGAUAUUUGAGGGAAUUAAGGAUCACUUUCAAUCCUCUUGGCGGCGCUCUAUCCACUUCUGUCGGGAAUCUUUCAUCUGCUCUUGAGAUCUUUGUUGCCGCUGGCUGCGGGUUGAAGGGAAACAUACCAACUCAGAUUGGGAACUUGAGAAACUUGAUUGAGUUGACUCUAUCUUUCAAUGACUUGUUUGGGUUCAUUCCGACAACCUUGGAUAGGCUGCAACAGCUUCAGAAAUUGGAACUGGGCAACAACAAACUUAGAGGGCCCCUUCCGACCAGCCUUUGCAGGCUACGAAACCUAGGAUUGUUGUCUUUGAGCUUCAACCAAAUGUCAGAUGGGAUACCUGAAUGCUUCAGUAAUCUCUCUUUCUUGCGAGAGCUUUACAUAGAUCAUAAUGGGUUUAGUUUUGGGAUACCACAAAGCUUUUGGGACCUCAAAGGUUUGUUAACAGUUGAUAUGUCGGCAAAUUCCUUAAAUGGAUCGUUGUCGGUUGACCUUGUCAAGUUUGAGGAUGUUAUACAUUUGGAUCUAUCAAAUAAUCAGUUCUCUGGGAACAUACCGCCUGCAGUCACAGAAAUGCAAAAUUUGGAGUUUCUUCAACUUGCCAACAACAAACUCCAAGGACCCAUUCCAGAAUUCAAAGAACCAACUAUUGCCUUGGAAUUCCUGGACAUAUCCCAUAACACACUAACUGGUGUAAUCCCAAAGUCUUUGGAAAACCUUAAAAGCCUCAAAUACCUCAACCUGUCGUUCAACAACUUGAGCGGCGAAAUUCCUUCUGGCGGUUGUUUUCAGAACUUAACGAGGCAGUCUUUCAUGUUUAAUGAAGCACUCUGUGGAAGUCCUAGGUUUGGUGUCCCGACAUGCCCAUCACCUCAUCCACACUCAAUAAAGAAAAAAGUUUUGAUCAUUGCAUUUGUGUUGUUAGGAGCCCUGAGUUUAUUGUUCUUCAUCGUUAUUGCAUUCUUGUUGGUGAGAAGAUAUAGAAAGAAGAACAUUUCUCCAAGUGAAACAGAUCAAUUGUUCCCACGGGAGCCAAAAAGAAUUUCAUAUUAUGAACUUGUGCAAGCAACUGCAAGUUUUAGCCAAAGCAAUCUUUUAGGUUCUGGAAGCUUUGGCUCUGUUUACAAAGGGAUUCUACAUUCUGGGAUGGUGGUUGCCAUCAAGGUGUUCAAUCAAUCAGAACAUGCACAAAGAAGUCUUGAAGUUGAGUGUCAAGUGUUGAAAAAUUUGCGCCAUCGAAACCUCACUAAGAUCAUUACUGGUUGUUUUGGAGAUAACUUUAAAGCCUUAGUCAUCGAGUACAUGCCCAAUGGAAAUCUUGAGCAGUGCUUCAGCACUUGA
Messenger RNA from Ipomoea triloba (trilobed morning glory), 2921 nucleotides. RefSeq names its product probable LRR receptor-like serine/threonine-protein kinase At3g47570. The transcript has 4 exons. Lineage: Eukaryota; Viridiplantae; Streptophyta; Magnoliopsida; Solanales; Convolvulaceae. The record is from RefSeq and is a predicted model, not a curated record. The coding region runs from base 24 to 2921 and encodes 965 amino acids. Gene Ontology annotation, cellular component: plasma membrane. Gene Ontology annotation, molecular function: protein binding; ATP binding; protein kinase activity. Gene Ontology annotation, biological process: protein phosphorylation.